Messenger RNA from Anolis sagrei ordinatus, 1299 nucleotides. RefSeq names its product dynein cytoplasmic 2 light intermediate chain 1 (gene DYNC2LI1). Lineage: Eukaryota; Metazoa; Chordata; Lepidosauria; Squamata; Anolidae. The record is from RefSeq and is a predicted model, not a curated record. Gene Ontology annotation, molecular function: dynein heavy chain binding. Gene Ontology annotation, cellular component: axoneme; ciliary basal body; cytoplasmic dynein complex. Gene Ontology annotation, biological process: intraciliary retrograde transport; intraciliary transport involved in cilium assembly.
UGCUCCGCUCGCCGCGCAAGUCGUUCCCAUGGCAACCGGGAGCGGAGUGAGGCCUAAGGACCGAGGCGAGGCCUGAGAAGCGAUGCCCGGGGCCAGUGACACCAUAUGGGAUAUUGCGAAAGCCGAAGUUGAGAAAAGAGAAAGCCAUGAAGGCGAUAGAGAUGGCCUGGAAUGUUGGGAAAGAUCCUUAUUCUUUUUAGGAAAUAAAAAUGGGGGAAAGACUACUAUUAUACUGAGGUGCCUUGACAGGGAUGAAAUUCCAAAACCAACACUAGCUCUGGAAUAUACUUUUGGAAGAAGAGCAAAAGGGCACAAUACACCAAAAGAUAUUGCUAAUUUUUGGGAACUAGGCGGUGGAACUUCAUUGUUGGACCUAAUUCCUAUUCCAAUAACCACAGCUAACAUAAGAACAUUUGCAAUAGUUCUUGUCUUGGACCUUUCAAAACCGAACAAACUCUGGCCAACCAUGGAGAGCCUCCUGCAAGUCACUAGGAAGCAUGUGGACAGAGUUAUAACAAAACUGGGACAAACUAAUCCUAAAGCAGCUACUGAAAUAAAGCAGAAAAUGUGGAAUAACUUGCCAAAGGAUCAUCCAGAUCGUGAGCUGAUUGACCCCUUUCCAAUUCCACUAGUUGUAAUUGGAAGCAAAUAUGAUAUGUUUCAUGAAUUUGAUUCUGAAAUGAAAAAAAUAAUAUGCAAAACACUUCGAUUUGUUUCUCAUUAUUAUGGAGCAUCUUUAGUGUUUACCAGCAAAUCUGAAGCUCUACUAUUAAAAACACGUACACUCAUUAACCACUUGGCAUUUGGCUUUGAUCGAGGAAAAUCUGUGUCUUUGGAGCAGAAUAAACCACUAUUUAUUCCAGUAGGAAUGGACUCUCUUAGUCAAAUAGGGCCCCCGCCUGCUGCUGACAGUGAUAUUGGAAAAUUGCAUGCCCAGUCACCGGUAGACUUAUGGAAGAAAGUGUUUGAGAAUGCAUUUCCACCCAAGAGUGUUGGUGUUUUUAAAGAGGUCAAUGAUCCUGCGCAGGAUCCACAGUAUGCUGAAUAUGAAGUUGAUGUUAUGCGAGGUCAGAAGAAUCAGGAACUAGAACAGUACAAAAAAAAUGCCUCUAAAACUUGGAAAGAAAUGGACUUUGAUUCUUGACUGAGAAACAGGUGCCUCAACCAGAUUUCAACUUCAUUGCUGUGUUUUGAACAUUUAAGUUGGUUUGUGUAAGUUUUGUGUGUACAGUAAAUCUAAAUGAUUCACCAGAAGUAUGUUUAUUAUUGUUGAUAACAAAAGGGAAGUGAAUUUGUGAA